GCCAGCCAGGGUGUGGAAGGGUGUCCCGGUUUGAAGUCAUCGGAGGAAAUAUAUAAGGACAAUCAUGAGUGGCAGAAAUAGAUCCUGCUCUUCCUCAAUUCUCCAAGCAUGCAGUUCAUCAUCAUUUACCAGACAACCUUCUCGUGUGUUGAUAGUAGAUGCAUCCCCACCCUGGUGGUCAGAAACGUGCACUGUUCUGUGUCAGGCCCUGGAAAAUUUCUUUUUUUUGACCAGCAGUCUGGCAGGGCCUGUUCGUCUGCCAUUACUAAGUGUCUUUGCCAUAAGUGUACAACUGGAGUGCCUCCUACCCUUUGUGCAAGUUAAAGGUAAUUUGACACGUCUGUUGUCCUGUGUGGAGGAGCUGCGUUCUCUGCCUCAGGAAGGCUGUGUUCGGCAACGGGGCACACUGCUUACACGGGCAGUGCUGGACAGUUUGCAGCAGCUUAAACAAUACAUGUGCCAUACAUCUCAUAGGGAUAUCAACAGCAACUGUGUGGAGGUGACUGUAUUAACCUGUCAGUCAGGAAAGACAGUCAUCAGACAGCUGGAGCAAGGCCUGGAAAACUCAGAUCUGAUGAGCCUGCGUAGGCUUCUUGUGGUUCAAAUUGCAUUACAGCAGAGUCUCUGUGAUAGAUCUCCAGCUUGUAGCCUUGAGACACCAUCUUCUGAAGAUAACCAGGAAGAGAGUCUUAUGCUGGGGACGGAGAUGGAUCUGCAACUGGUGGAGGGCACAGUUGAGGCCUUGGAAAGCACUCUGAAAAUGUGGCUUCAUGAACAGGGAGGAGAUCGAGAACACCUGCACUUGUUGUUACCCCCUUCUUGUUUUUCUGCCAAAAACAGCCCAAGUCCAGUCUGUUUGAAGUGUGACAUGCAGGAGAGACUAAUCAGCCCAGCACUUCUUGCCAGCACUCCUGACCUUGGAAUGAAGACUGAGAGCAUGCAAGAUUUUCAGCCACCAAACAAGAGUCUCACCAAUCAAAACUUCUUACCACAGCGCUUACUAGUUGUCAAAGUUCUUCAUGCUGAUGGAGUAUGUCAGUCUGUCCUGUAUGGACUACCACUCAUUGUCAGACCAACCUCGUGUUGGCAACUGGACUGGGAUGAAAUGGAAACAAACAACCAGAUGUUUCAUGCACUCUGUCACAUACUAAAGACCCGUGACUGGUUCCUUUUGGUGCGCUCAGAGUCUGAGCCAGGGUCUUCUUCAGGUUCUGGUGUGUUCUCCUACUAUGUAAUUCAGUCUUCUGGUUCUCACUCUCUGCUUCUGAAACCUGCGAUGACACGAGAACUUAUGCUGCCCUGCUGCUUGCCUGUAUCAGUGGAGGACCCUCCACUUCUUGCUCUCGACACGGUGGAGAGCUCCCUAGAACAGCUGGAGAAGGACCCUGUAUUUAACCCUCUCUGUCUGGAUUCCAACCUGUAUCUGCACCUGAGAAUUAGAGGUUUGCUCACCCGUUCAUCACAGCUAUUUGGAGCACAGGGCCGUGGCCAGUGCAGGGGAGCUAGUCGACCACCAGAGGGCUCUACACAACGUCAGGGUCGGCAGUCUCAGGGUCGUGCACGAGCCACAGUUACCCCUCUGCCCUCUAUUGCUUUAAAGAUGCCUCGCCCUUCACUAACCCUCCACCACUCCCGACCCUGUGCCCCUGCUGCCUUUUUCCAGGACAGUUAUGAGGAGGAAGAUUCUCUUAGGAUCCAGUAAGGAGAAAGAAAGAGAAGAAACCUUUCACUGUGUGGGGAAACACAGCACAUUGACACUGACUGUUGUGCACAAGAAAUUCAGAGCAGUCGUUUCUAAACUGCUACAGACUGUUUCCAUGCAUGCACAUGACUGAAUAUGCUAUUAUAUACAUUGCAUGCACAGACAAAUAAGUUUCAAGUUAUUCAUAGUUGGUUUGCUAUUGAAAUGACACUGUAUUGUGUAAGAGGAACAGUGAUGGAUUUAACUUCUGUGCAUCCCUUCUUCUCUUAUGUUCAAAAAUGUAACACACAUGUUAAACAAAGAAACAUACAAAAACGAAACAAACCUACAAAA
Molecule: messenger RNA, 2035 nt
Organism: Danio aesculapii
Lineage: Eukaryota; Metazoa; Chordata; Actinopteri; Cypriniformes; Danionidae
Gene: m1ap
Product: meiosis 1 associated protein
Exons: 10
Coding region: 65-1702 (545 amino acids)
Biological process (GO): meiosis I; spermatogenesis; male meiosis chromosome separation
Source: RefSeq, a predicted model, not a curated record